UAUUUAUUCUCAAAUUUAAAGUGUUUAUUAAUCGGACAAUAAUAUGCUUGCCCACUCUUUUCUCAUAGAUUUUUUUCUUUUCUUUAAAUGCAUAUAUUCCCAAUAUACCGUACACUAUAUUCUCAGCCAAUCCCAAUUCCCCCAUUUUAUUUGGCCGCAACCGCUUAACGACCGCCAGCCGACGACCACUCCAGACGCGACUCCCGGCGGUUUGAAUGCCGGAGUGCGGUGGCUGACUAAACUGCGACAAAUGCGCCGGGAGAUGGACCUCAGCGCUGGAGCUGCAUACUCUUCCUCUUCGUCUCCUCCUCCUCAUCCCGCUUCGUCUAGGUCGUCCUACGCCACCGCCUCCGCCUUGCGGAUUUCCCGCCCCGUUAAGGUCAUACCUCUGCAGCAUCCGUCGAUUGCGGCUUCGUCCAAGCCGUCGGUUUACGGGGAUCUCGUGUCGAGGUGGACGGAGAAGGUGAGACGGAUGACGUUGACGGAGUGGAUUGAGCUGUCCUUACCCUGCUAUCGUUGGAUUCGGAAGUACAGGUGGCGACAGGACUUGCAACCCGAUCUCAUUUCUGGCGUCACAGUCGGGGUCAUGCUUGUGCCUCAGUCAAUGUCAUAUGCAAAGCUUGCUGGGCUUCAACCAAUAUAUGGUCUUUAUUCUGGUUUUGUCCCCAUAUUUGUUUAUGCCAUUUUUGGGUCGUCUCGCCAACUCGCAAUUGGUCCAGUUGCGUUAACAUCCUUGCUGGUGUCAAAUGUCUUGAGUGGAAUAACAGACCCAUCAGACAAGUUAUACACGGAACUUGCUAUACUCUUAGCCCUCCUGGUUGGCAUUCUAGAAUGCAUUAUGGGGCUCUUGAGGCUUGGAUGGCUUCUUCGCUUCAUCAGUCACUCUGUCAUUUCUGGUUUUACUACAGCCUCUGCUGUUGUUAUAGCUUUGUCCCAAGCAAAAUACUUCCUAGGCUAUGAUAUAGAACGGAGCAGCAAGAUUAUUCCACUUAUCAAGAGUAUAAUAUCUGGAGCAGAUAAGUUUUCCUGGCCACCUUUUGUGAUGGGCUCACUUAUGCUAGCUAUUCUUCUUACCAUGAAACACUUGGGGAAAUCGAGAAAGAACUUGCGGUUUGUACAAGCUGCUGGUCAUUGGUAGGAGCGAUACCACAGGGGCUGCCACAAUUUUCUGUUCCCAAAGCAUUUGAACAUAUAAAGUUUUUGAUCUCAACGACAAUUCUUAUUACUGGUGUUGCUAUCUUGGAGUCUGUAGGCAUUGCUAAAGCUUUGGCUGCAAAGAAUGGGUAUGAUUUGGAUUCAAAUCAGGAGCUAUUUGGUCUUGGCGUGGCCAACAUUUGUGGCUCUUUCUUCUCGUCAUACCCUACAACAGGCUCUUUUUCUAGGUCUGCUGUCAAUCAUGAAAGUGGAGCAAAAACAGGCUUAUCUGGGUUCGUGAUGGGAAUUAUCAUGUGCUGUGCUCUUUUAUUUUUGACUCCAUUAUUUGAAUGCGUACCUCAGUGUACUCUAGCUGCUAUUGUGAUAUCUGCUGUAAUUGGGCUGGUAGAUUACGAUGAAGUUAUAUUUUUAUGGCAUGUUGACAAGAAAGAUUUUCUCCUGUGGAUAAUCACUUGUGCUACAACUUUGUUCCUUGGUAUAGAGAUUGGCGUCCUUAUUGGGAAUUGUAGAGUCAUAGUCCCUAAGUUGGAGACGAGGAGUAGAUCAUUGAUGUUUUCAUCAUCAUCGCCUUAACCUCAAGUUGGUGUUUCACUUGCAUUUGUGAUCCACGAGUCAGCAAAUCCACAUAUAGCUGUCCUGGGCCGUCUUCCCGGCACAACUGUGUAUCGAAACAUUCAACAAUAUCCCGAAGCAUACACGUAUAACGGGAUUGUGGUUGUUCGAGUUGAUGCUCCUAUUUACUUUGCCAACAUUAGUUACAUCAAGGACAGGUUACGGGAAUAUGAGAUUACAAACGAUGGAUCCUCACGCCAUGGGCCAGAAGUAUCAAGAGUUUACUUUGUGAUUGUUGAGAUGGCCCGUAAGUUACCUAGCAAUCUUUUUUUUUUUUGAUGAAAAUGUAAAUAGAAUAAAGAAGUAGAAUAUAC
This is a messenger RNA of Cuscuta campestris, 2081 nucleotides long. Lineage: Eukaryota; Viridiplantae; Streptophyta; Magnoliopsida; Solanales; Convolvulaceae. The record is from the annotation of a GenBank genome assembly.